AAAACUUAAGGCGGAAUAUUACAUUCAUCAAAAUUUAAAAUAAAAAAAGCCAAAUAUGCAAGUAAUCACAUAGCAGAUUCAUGCAAUUUCAGUUAUUAGGAACAAGAACCCAAAAAAGUCGCUUAGCUUUCAACUCUAUUUUGCACUAUCUUAUGUUCCACAAGUCAAAGAAGUUAAUGCGCUUUUACUACAAAAGUACUUAAACUAAUUCAUCUUCUCCUUCUGUACGUGUGAACAUAUUACUCUGAACACACAUAGUCAUAGAGCUUCUUCACUUCACCCUUUGUCGAAACUGAAUCGCCAUCUCCAUUUAUGAAUAAAGCAGUUGAAAAAUCACAUGAUUCAAACCUUCACUUUCACUGUGUAGUUUAUGCCCAUUAUUACAGGUACAGAUACGCCACCGCUAUCUGUGUGUAAAUCACCCUGUCUGUCUCUCUCUUUUUCACAAGAAAACUGCUUCAUCAGCCCACUUUUUCUCCAUUCCUUCUUUUGUCUUCCGAAAGAAAUCUCUUUGAAUAUAAACCUCAGAGACCCUCUUAAAUUUUCUCAAGAAAUUGUGGAGAAAAAUCACUAAAAUGGCCAUGGAAGAGAGAGAAGGAGAAUGUCAGAGAAAGCCUGUUAGCAGUAGUACUGAUCAGUACUACCCUCUCGAUGCGAACUGCUACAAGAUUGUUGAUGAGAUCGGCAGAGGGGUGAGCGCCAUUGUGUAUAAGGCCAUCUGCAUUCCCAUGGACUCCUCCGUGGUGGCGAUCAAGGCCAUUGAUCUCGAGAAAUCGAGGGCCGAUUUCGACAGCGUUCGCCGAGAAGCCAAGACGAUGACGCUCCUCCGACACCCUAACAUCCUCAGAGCUCACUGCUCCUUCACUGUCGACCGUCGUCUCUGGGUGGUGAUGCCCUUCAUGUCUGGCGGUUCUCUACAGUCCAUCAUCGCUUCUUCCUUCCCCGACGGCCUGCCAGAGCCAUGCAUCGCCACUGUUCUCAAGGAAAUAUUGUCUGCUUUGUCUUAUCUCCACGGCCAAGGCCAUUUGCAUAGAGAUAUAAAGGCCGGCAACAUUCUCGUCGACUCAAAUGGAUCGGUGAAGCUGGCGGAUUUCGGGGUCUCAGCCUCUAUUUACGAGUCGAAUUUGACGUAUGGUUUAGGCAGAUCGUCGUCUUCGUCAUCCCUCAGGCUGACUGAUUUCACCGGCACGCCGUACUGGAUGGCGCCGGAGGUGAUACACUCGCACACAGGGUACGGUUUCAAGGCUGAUAUCUGGUCUUUUGGGAUCACUGCGCUGGAAUUAGCCCAUGGGAGGCCUCCACUGUCUGAUCUUCCACCCUCCAAAUCCCUGAUCAUGAAAAUCACCAAGCGUUUUCGGUUUUCUGACCACUAUGAGAAGACUAAGGACAGCAAAAAGAAGAGGUUUUCGAAGUCUUUCAAGGAUAUGGUCGGUUUGUGCCUGGAUCAAGAUCCCUCAAAAAGGCCAUCUGCUGAGAAAUUGCUGAAGCAUCCCUUUUUCAAGAACUGCAAGGGCCCUGAUUUCUUAGUAAAAAACGUGUUGCAGGGAUUGCCUGCUGUCGAGCAAAGGUUCAAGGGGGCAAAGAUACAUAGCAAAAACGACGAAGACGAUGAAGACGGCGACGACGACUAUUCAUCCUCAGGCGAAAACGUGAAGCAGCGAAGGAUCAGUGGAUGGAACUUUAACGAGGAGGGAUUUGAACUAGACCCCGUUUUCCCAUCUGAUCAGCAAGAAACUGACGAUAAUAUGGGCAAACAGGUUACAUUCGGAGGCGAAAUCGUAAUUCAAGAAAAGGGCAGCGAUGGCUCACCACAAGGAUCAAAUUCCAGCCCCGGACAGCACGAAACUCAAGCUGCUAGUACUGGUGGCGGAAUCGACAUGGGAGUGGUGUUGGGAAGUCUGCUAUUUUUAAGGAGGAGUUUAGAUGAUCAGAGACAGCAGGUCGCACAGAUGAUUGCAUCGAUCGGUGGGGAAGACUCGCUGGAAACGAGCAGGGAAGAUCAGCUGAUGCAGGCGAUUGAGAAGCUGAGGACGGAGGUAGAGAGUGAGAGGAAGAAGAGGGCUGCUGUGGAGAUGGAAUUGGAGUUCCUCAAGUUGCAGCUUUCCAAUGAAUGUUAGUUGUUUCUAGUGUAAUUAUUAAUUAAGCUGGAUAUAUAAUUAUGUAGUGUAUGAUUCU
Messenger RNA from Sesamum indicum (sesame), 2175 nucleotides. The record is from RefSeq and is a predicted model, not a curated record. Lineage: Eukaryota; Viridiplantae; Streptophyta; Magnoliopsida; Lamiales; Pedaliaceae.